Oryzias melastigma (Indian medaka) is the source of this 2087-nucleotide messenger RNA. It is a transcript of the gene ska3, whose product is annotated as spindle and kinetochore associated complex subunit 3. NCBI's taxonomy places the organism in Eukaryota, Metazoa, Chordata, Actinopteri, Beloniformes, Adrianichthyidae. Gene Ontology annotation, cellular component: outer kinetochore; spindle microtubule. Gene Ontology annotation, molecular function: microtubule binding. The transcript has 11 exons. The record is from RefSeq and is a predicted model, not a curated record. Gene Ontology annotation, biological process: cell division; mitotic cell cycle; chromosome segregation. The coding region runs from base 22 to 1899 and encodes 625 amino acids.
UCCCUCAUAGAAGAAGUCUCAAUGCACUUCCGCCUCGACCGGAAAAGGCGCCACAAUUCAAAACAGGAGGAAAAUACAAACAAGCGGCUACUUUGUACAUUUAGUUGCAGUUUGGAUAUUUCUGAUAAAAUGGACCCGACCUCACAAUUCUUCUCUAAACUUCGGAAACUGGCGGUGAGUCUGGAAUCAGAAAGUGGCAGGCUACAGCGGGCUUACGAGAACCGUAACAACGAACCUGACAGCGAAACCACAGUUAGAGCCACGCGGGCGUAUCACGAGCUGCACGGUGAAGUCGGGGGGCUUAAGGUGCAGAUCCAGGAUACGCUGACUCAGCAGAAAGCCAGGAAAGGCGAGGUGGACAGCUUUAUCAAGGCCUGUCAAGUGCUGGAGCAGAGGGUCACUAAAGACAUUCAGGUCGUCAGGACACACCUGGAACAAUACGGCUAUCAAGCUCCAUGCAACACCCAGAGAGCUUUGGAGCCAAAUGAUCAAGGUGCCAAGUCAGAAAAUGAAGCAGGAGAAUCGGAUAAAAGCAGCUCAGUGGUAGAGGAAGGUGGAAACCUGGAUGACGAUGAAGAGGCCCCCUGUUUAUCCCCUGAGAAAAUAGAGCUGCCUUUCACUGACCUGAUGCGAACCCCUCAGCUCUCUGACUUUGGUUUGUCGGAGAUGCAGCUGAAGAGAGCUCUCGCUGGGACGGAGUGGUGCUCAGAAGUUCCGUCUAUGCCCGAGAUGAGCCUCCCACAACCUUCGCUUGACACACCUGCACCGCCCCCCAUUCCCAUCACCCCUAAGUGUGCUCUGAGGAUGGAAGAUGACGAGCUGCAAAUGCCUCAGAUGCAUGAGUUUGGCAUCACAGAGAAGACUAUGUGUCUGAACAAUGACUUCACUAUGGAUUUGUUUCGGAAAAAGGCUUCAAAACCCAACAAGGCACCUGAAGAAAUACCUGCACUGGAAAGACUGCAGACUGACAUCCUGAAGUCUCCUGAGCCGCCACUUCUUUGUACUCCGGGGUUCAAGUUAAAAAAGACGAACGGUCAGUUCCCCCCAGAGCUGAACGGCGACACUGACCCAGAGUCUCCCCCUCCUCAUGCUCACCUGGCCACCACCCCCGAGGUUCCAGCGUUUCAAACUCCGUAUGUAAACCGACUGGUCAGCUCCAAGAAGAGUGCACCGCAGCCGGAGCAAGUCGACAUGCAAACAGAUGAGGAUAGCCGCACCUUUAAACCUCAGCCUCCCUGUAACGGAGCGGCCGGCUCCAAACGCACCUGGGACCACCAUGUACCGGACUCGUCUGCAUUUGGUGUUGAAGACGCACAGAUGCCAGAGAUGCCAAACCUGGAGUCAGAUUUAGGCAAUUCUUUACAACAUAGAAAUAGAAAAAUAAGCAAAACUGACAAAGACGUGAGGGGUCCUGCUGUCAGCAGCCUGGAUUCAGAUGGACCCACUCAGGAGUUCAGCUUGGGGACCCCUCGCAUCAGAACAACCUUUGAAGAGCCCAGCACCCCCGAGAUGCCAGACCUUAGCUCUGUUACGCAGGACAUUUGCAAACUGGUGUCCCAGGCUCAGAAGAAGAAAACCACGACCGCCACACAGCCACGCAUCAGCCCUCUCCAACCUGCUGACAGUCUGUGUGUGGUGUCACAGAGCGAGUUCCAGACUUUACCCAAUUACCUGAGGCGGAUGACUCUGAGCAACCUCAACCAGGCAGUCGGCAACAUCAACACAUUCGCAGAGCAGAGUCGAGGUGAAAUACAAGAGUUCACGAUGGAGGAGCUCAGGAGCAUUAUUGGUGUUGGAACUAUGGCCCCUGUUUACAUCCUCUGCCUACAAGAGCUCAAAAGGGUAAAACAGGUGGACGGACUCAUCGGAAAACAUGUGUACAAACUGAUAACUAACUGAUAAUCAAACAAUGAUCUGAUCUGUAAAUCUAAAUUUAAUGAGAGUCUUAUUUUCACCCUGCAAAUAUUUUUGGUGCAAGAUGAGUUUGAAAACAUGUUUAGUAGAAAUUGACUUAUAUGAUAUGUAGUUUGUAAAUACUGAUUAACUUGCAAUUGUGCGAUUCAAUAAAUUUUGUUUAGUAAAAUAAA